CGCGUCUCGGAAGCUUUUUCAGGUUCUGCUUUUUCCUUCUGCGUGCCGGGUCUUUUACGGGCAUGGCGGUCCGGGCGAGCUUCGAGAACAACAACGAGAUCGGCUGUUUCGCGAAGCUCACCAACGCAUACUGUCUGGUGGCCAUUGGCGGCUCUGAGGGCUUCUACAGUGUAUUUGAAGGGGAGCUUUCUGACACCAUUCCUGUAAUUCAUGCGUCUAUUGCUGGAUGUCGGAUCAUUGGCAGAAUGUGUGUGGGGAACAGGCAUGGGUUAUUAGUCCCAAACAACACUACAGACCAGGAACUUCAGCAUAUCCGAAACUGCCUUCCUGACUCAGUGCGAAUCCAGCGGGUGGAAGAACGUCUUUCUGCUCUGGGAAAUGUCACUGCAUGCAAUGACUACGUCGCACUUGCCCACCCAGACAUUGACAGAGAGACAGAAGAGAUUCUAGCUGAUGUACUGAAAGUGGAAGUAUUUAGACAGACAGUAGCAGACCAAGCACUGGUGGGAAGUUACUGUGCAUUCAGCAACCAAGGAGGAUUAGUACACCCUAAGACCUCUAUAGAAGACCAGGAUGAACUUUCCUCGUUGUUACAAGUCCCCCUUGUGGCUGGAACUGUUAAUCGUGGCAGUGAGGUGAUCGCAGCUGGAAUGGUUGUGAAUGACUGGUGUGCCUUCUGUGGCCUGGACACAACUAGCACAGAAUUAUCUGUUAUUGAGAGUGUCUUCAAACUCAAUGAAGCACAGCCAAGUACCAUUGCUACCACUAUGAGAGAUUCUUUGAUUGAUAGCUUGACAUGAUCUGCUCCAUGCCUGCAGAAACACUACAGGAGUGAAAGGCCAGAUUAUGAUCUUGACUGCUCACUGAAGUAAAUCCUCUGUUUAGUGUCCCUCCAGUCUAAGAAGGAGGUCUCUACCACAAUCGUUGUUUCAAAACUAUAUUAUUCUAAACCUCCUUUGGCAAGCAAGAUUUGAAUUAAAAAAAAAACAUCUUUAUGUCCCUUUGUUUUGUUAAUCUGUUCUUUUGCGUUCAUUUAUUCAUAAGAUGAUUGUUAUAACAUAAAAUAAUGAUUUAAGCAAAAAAAGGUUAUUUUUUCCCCCAGUAUUCACCAGAAUGCUGCCUGAAGAAUGCUGAUUGUUUUCUUUCAGAAGGGGCUGGUGUUUGUGUUGUUUCAGUCUGGAACUUUUCAGGAUAGCUUUCACAUAGCCAGCAAGACCAGAUUAACAUAGCUGGAUCCUCAUGUUACUAUCAUGCAUCAUUCUAUAUCCAGAAAAUAAUUUUUUAAGGGGCUGAAACUAUGGAACAUUUCAGCAAAGCCAAGCAUAUUUAUGUUUUCCAGGAGGGUAUGGUCAUAGAAUCUAGUUCAUCCAUAUGUGAAGUCACUGAAAAGCCAAAGAGAACUGUAUCUGCUUUUUAGUGGAAAGUCUUUUUCUAUCAGAGAAAAUAAUAGACUUAAAUUGAAAGGGAUUUCUUUCUGAUAGUUGCCUUCAUGCUUAUCUUUCAAUAUCAAAAUAUAUUGCUCCUUUGUCUUAAAUCCAAGGAUACAAUGUUUGUUUUUGCAUAAAAGUAGGACUACUUGCAGUUAGAUUAUUUGGAAUUGGGGAGAUUUUAUGAUAGCAACACAAGCCUUCCCUGGGUGCAAUAUAUAGUUAGCAACUAAUUGCUUUUCUUCGUAUUUUAAUUGAAAAAUUGCUAUACCUACAAAGGACUUCUGUUUACUACAAAAGUGUAAGUUAAUUUAGCUCUAUCUUAAGAUUAAGCUUAAUAAACCUUAAUCCUUGAAAUAAUUGGUGUGGACAUAGAGUUGAACUUGAAACAACAAGAGCUGUAUCAAAUUGAAGUCUGAAUAGGUUUUUUACAUUUGCUACACCAACUGGCUUUACCUUGCUUCAUACGUCAGGCCACAGCUUUUGCUUUAUCAACCCUCCGCCAAAUUAGUGUAACAGUUUGUCUGGAACAUACACUAAAAUUAUAAAAACUAUCCUCACUGGUUAUGUAUUCCUUACCAAAAUUGCCUUGUAUCUCCCAUUCGAAGUGAUGACACUUGCGCUAUAAGACUGAAAGUGAUCGAACUGGCUCUGACUCAUCUGCUCUACAUAUAGCUCAUGCAUGACACACACACAGAUAAAAGAAUGGGGUGAGCUGGAAGUAAAUGAAAAAUAUUACAUACUUAGCCUCCAACUGUUGCCUAUUGCAUAAGUUCUUUUAACAAAAGUGACCUUUACUCUCGACUCCUAGGUGUAGACUUUUGCAGUUUUCACACUUCGAUACUGUUGAGAGAAGUUAAGGAAGGCUUUUAUUUCACAGCCAAGAUUACUGAAUUUAGAUUUUCAGUACUAUAAGGGUAUUAGGGUUAGGGUGGCAAUAGAGCUAAAUUAACUUACACUUUUGUAGUAAACAGAAGUCCUUUGUAGGUAUAGCAAUUUUUCAAUUAAAAUACGAAGAAAAGCAAUUAGUUGCUAACUAUAUAUUGCACCCAGGGAAGGCUUUGACCAUGACUAAGGCUGCAACAUAAACCAUUGCAUCUAAGAUGUAACUACUGGAUCUACUGAGUACGGUGGCUUAUAGCCAGUCCCCAGCUUGUGUAUUAAUCUGGAAAGCCUUGCAUAACUCAGUGUUUGCACAUGUUGGGUAUUCAUCUGGAUGCUGUACUACUUUGUGCAAAACUCAAUUUUUUAUGCAUUUAGAAAAUGUUCAGUAAAGCUGAGUUUAUAUAAAUCAGGUUGCACGUCACCCGGGAAGUGUCUGUACUUUUAAGUGGGAAUAUAUAGGGUCAGGCAUUGUUUCCGUCAUUUGGCUGUACUUGUGGAGUAUACAUAGAAAGCUAAUGCCAGUAAACUGAGAAGUUGACAUUUUUGUUAUGGUAGUUCACAAAAAUAAACUUUAUUGCAGUAGUGUAGAUACUGUGAACUUGCAUCUUAGAAACUGACAUUUCCUGGACCAUUAAUGAGAUAAUCAGCCUUCUGAUGGAUUGUAAAGAGUUUAAUGAUGUGGUACAGAUGCCAUGACAUUUAUUUUAGAAUGAAUUUGACAAAAUUGUAGCCCUUUGGAAAAGAUAACAUACUUCCAAUAAAUGUAUCGGUCUUUAUUUCAUGAGUAUUUGAUUUGUAUUACAGAGGGGUGCACAACUUUUGUUAACUCAAGAGUUGAAUCUGGUUUGUAUGGUAUGCCAAGGUGCAUAUUCUUAAGGGGUGAGGUCAGGAUUCCAAUGUUCAAGGUUUUUUUUUUCUCCAGUGUUUUUAAGGUUCCCUAAACCUCUUCAAAGUUUCCAAGCAUCUGUUUUGCUCCCUCAGUUCCCCUCCAUAAAAAUAAGACAGGCUAAGUACUUGAUCCAUCCACUCUAGGGGCUUGUGAAAAGGGUAAUGGGUACUUUUGCCAAUUAACUUGCCAAAAACCCAGCCCAAAAACUAAGGGGAGGGAAAAUAAUACAAGAUCAUUGAUAGAAUAAUGUUGAAGAAAAGUUUAGCUGCUAGUUCAGGACAUUUAUGCAAGGAGGUCUUUUCAUAUCAGAGCUGAAGAUAGAAAAUGCCUGUUAAGUCCCAUAUGAUGCAAAGGAGACAAAUGCUAAGGCUGAAAUAAUCUAAACAGAGUUCAUACCAUAAACCAAGCACGAGCAGUAUUACUUUAAUAAUAGUAUUAGUAUUAAUACUACUAAUAAUACAUAGUAUUGCUUUAUUUGAUGUCAGGCUUGAGACUAAGUGUAUCCAUUUCUAGAAAUUGCAGCAGCAGUUCUCAAUACAACCUGGAUUCUGAAGGUGGGAGAUGUGACUCCUGAACACCAUCCUAGCUGCCAUGGAAACCUCAAUAACACUACUCCCAAUAUCAAAGGAGAGAGAGGAAGUACCUUUGAUCUCCAGGCAAUAUCAAAUCAGGAUAAAUUUGCAUUAAUCAACAGUGUGUAACCAAUAUCUUUGCAUUAAAGCCAAUGGGAGGAUAUUUAAAAAAAAAAAGCCAAGAAAGCAGGAAAACCAGGAAUAUGGUUCUAGUCACCCUACUAGUUUGAGCUGAUGGACUUUGGAAUCUUUGGCUUCUCAGUGACCAAAUUCAAUCCCACCCACAUUAUAAGUUCUCUAAAGAAGUAACAGCAAAGUUGCUUCUUAAUUGUCUGUGAAGAAUUUGCUUUUGUCAUUUUCUAAGUCUCAACUGGUUUAAUUCCAAAGUAGGAGCCAUGUUUAGAUCAGUUCAUACAAGUCUAGAAAUACAGUGAAAGACUUCUCGAUAGCAUGUGGGAACAGUAAGAUUAUUACAAGCAGGCAUAAAACCAAGAUUCACAUGUGCAACAUAAAUAGGUAUUACUCUGCCUGAAUCUUUAAAAAGUCUUUGCAACAGUGCAAUUAAGUGGCUAAAGACCUUAACUAUUAGGGCUGAAAAUGCAUAUGUGCUAUCAACCUGUGUUUCACUAUCAUAUCGCGCAUGAGGUGAUGGUGUGCUUGUAGCUCAUUUUGGUACAUAAUAUUAAUAGCACAGUGCUACUACAUCUGUUCUAUACUGCAUUUCAUGUUGAAUGCACAACAAGAGUUUAUUGUAGCCCCAUUGCUAAAAGUUAACAUGCUCUAUCUAUCAACCAUGGAUUCUGAGAUGCCCUUUAAUCUGUAUUGUUAAAGAAGCCCUUUACAAUUCCAUAGUGUGGCCUACUGGACUUUCAGAAUAUCAAAAGUAUAAAAUAUAUUUCAUUUAUAGUUGUGCAUGACUUUUCUUUCUUAAAGCUAAACUAUUUGGUAUGUUCUCAGUUACAGCAUAAAUAUAAACUAGUAUAACAUUUACUAAUUCCGAUGUUUGCUGAGGUUGAGACAGAAUUAACUAUUUCAAAAAGAA
Messenger RNA from Candoia aspera, 4815 nucleotides. It is a transcript of the gene EIF6, whose product is annotated as eukaryotic translation initiation factor 6. Lineage: Eukaryota; Metazoa; Chordata; Lepidosauria; Squamata; Candoiidae. The transcript is spliced from 6 exons. The coding region runs from base 63 to 800 and encodes 245 amino acids. Gene Ontology annotation, cellular component: preribosome, large subunit precursor; cytosol; nucleolus. Gene Ontology annotation, molecular function: ribosomal large subunit binding. The record is from RefSeq and is a predicted model, not a curated record. Gene Ontology annotation, biological process: assembly of large subunit precursor of preribosome; cytosolic ribosome assembly; maturation of 5.8S rRNA.